Otolemur garnettii (small-eared galago) is the source of this 756-nucleotide messenger RNA. RefSeq names its product family with sequence similarity 213 member A (gene PRXL2A). Lineage: Eukaryota; Metazoa; Chordata; Mammalia; Primates; Galagidae. The transcript is spliced from 5 exons. The record is from RefSeq and is a predicted model, not a curated record. Bases 139 to 741 code for a protein of 200 amino acids.
GGCCGGCGAGGACGCGCAGGCGUGAAGCUGCGCAGGCGCGGGGUCCGCCCCUGGGACCCUCGGGCCCGGGAGGGUUUGGGCCCACAGUGUCCCUGACUCGGGCCCCAGAGCAGGCAGGAGAAAAGUUACAUUCCAGAAAUGUCUUUCCUCCAGGAUCCAAGUUUCUUCACCAUGGGAAUGUGGUCCAUCGGCGCAGGAGCCCUGGGUGCUGCUGCCUUGGCACUGCUCCUGGCCAACACUGAUGUGUUUCUGUCCAAGCCGCAGAGAGCAGCACUGGAGUAUCUGGAGGACAUAGACCUGAAAACACUAGACAAGGAACCAAGAACUUUCAAAGCAAAAGAGCUAUGGGAAAAGAAUGGAGCUGUGAUCAUGGCUGUGAGGAGGCCAGGCUGUUUCCUCUGUCGAGAGGAAGCUGCAGACUUGUCGUCAUUGAAACCUAAGUUGGAGGAGCUGGGCAUCCCGCUCUAUGCUGUGGUGAAGGAGCAGAUUGGGACUGAAGUGAAGGACUUCCAGCCUUAUUUCAAAGGAGAAAUCUUCCUGGAUGAAAAGAAAAGGUUUUAUGGUCCACAAAGGCGGAAGAUGAUGUUUAUGGGAUUUAUCCGACUGGGAGUGUGGUACAACUUCUUCCGGGCCUGGAAUGGAGGCUACUCUGGAAACCUAGAAGGUGAAGGCUUCAUCCUCGGUGGAGUUUUUGUGGUGGGAUCAGGAAAACAGGUAAAUUCCUAUUGUUUACUUGUGUGAUGGUGGGUUUAUGCA